AUGAAAUUAUCCUUUUGUCAAUGUCGAAGAUGGCAUAAUUUACCACAGAAUAAAAACAACAUUUAUCAACGAUUAUACGCUGCCACAUAUCGAUCAUUAUCAUCAUUAUUAGCUCCAAUCUGUUCUCAAGUUUUAUUCAAUGAUAAUAAUAUACAAUCUAAAUAUAUAUCUCCAAAAGGUUUAUCUAGUCGUGUUAUACCAGCUAGAACAUUUCCAAGCACAAUUUUAGCUUUUGAGUAUUUAUACGGAGCUGCUUGUCCAAUACGAAACUUACCAACACGAGAAAAUACUAUUCAAUCACCUGGUUUAGUAAAUCCACAUACAAAUGAAGAACGUCAAGCAAAAAUAAAUACUAUAUGUAAUGUUACACAAAGAUUCUGUACUGAAACAUUACAACAAUAUUCAAAUAGAGAAGAUCAAGGAAAUGUUAUUUGCCGUUUUAUUCAUACAUAUUUUGUACCUUUAUUACCAUCUAUACAUUGUUCACAUGUGGGUCCAACUGGAGGAGGAGCAUGUACUGAUAAAACAAUCGACUUUUAUUAUAAUCAAACAAAUUUUCUGGCUUGUGCUCAUAAACAAUAA
Molecule: messenger RNA, 582 nt
Organism: Rotaria sp. Silwood1
Lineage: Eukaryota; Metazoa; Rotifera; Eurotatoria; Philodinida; Philodinidae
Source: the annotation of a GenBank genome assembly